AUGGCAGCGCCCUCGUCGAAAAAACGGCUUGUCCACCAUCUCGACACGCCCUUCUCUACCUCGUCGUGGUGCAUGGCUGAUUUCUGCAGGCCUGUAAUCUCACUAGAUGAUCAAGACUCCAUCCUGGAACUUCUCUGCCAGUAUGCGUAUCCCCCCCUCCCUAUUGGGCAGCACCGCAGACUGCACAUCAAACCUUCCAAAGGAAAGAGAGCCGCCAGGCGAGAGAAGAAGACCAAGAUGCAGCUGGAUGAACCCUCAGGCUCCGUUAAGAUACAGCCUCCGCCAGUCCCAGAGCUCAGCGCCAGCGUGGACGUCGGCUUCAACUCCAUUACGGAGAAGCUCGGGUCGCUCACGCAGCCAUCCGACGGGACGGCUCACUCCGACAAGCGUUAUUCCAUGAUUUUUGUCGCCAGGGGCAGCCAGUCACCGGCCUUCAACCACCACUUCCCGCAGAUGGUCGCGGCUGCGUCCCGAUAUCUGCCGGACAAGGAGAAGAUACGGCUCGUCGGCUUCUCCAAGCCGUGUUCUGAGAGGCUUGGCAGCGUCCUUGGCAUACCGAGAGUCUCGUCGGUGGCUAUUUCGGCACAUGCGCCGGGGGCAGACGCCCUGUUUGCUCUUGUCCAAAACACGGUGAGCCCAGUUGAGUCGCCGUGGCUUGACGAGGCGGCUUGUGCAACGUACAAGCCAACUCGGAUCGGGUCCGUGGAAACAACAAUUGGAACCAAACGCGUGAAAUCAGAGAAGGAGUAG
This is a messenger RNA of Trichoderma reesei QM6a, 750 nucleotides long. RefSeq lists its product as uncharacterized. The record is from RefSeq and is a predicted model, not a curated record. The transcript has 3 exons. Gene Ontology annotation, cellular component: ribonuclease MRP complex; nucleolar ribonuclease P complex; cytosol. Gene Ontology annotation, molecular function: ribonuclease MRP activity. Gene Ontology annotation, biological process: rRNA processing; intronic box C/D snoRNA processing; tRNA processing. The coding region runs from base 1 to 750 and encodes 249 amino acids. NCBI's taxonomy places the organism in Eukaryota, Fungi, Ascomycota, Sordariomycetes, Hypocreales, Hypocreaceae.